Messenger RNA from Symphalangus syndactylus (siamang), 740 nucleotides. RefSeq names its product fatty acid binding protein 5 (gene FABP5). Gene Ontology annotation, molecular function: lipid binding. NCBI's taxonomy places the organism in Eukaryota, Metazoa, Chordata, Mammalia, Primates, Hylobatidae. The record is from RefSeq and is a predicted model, not a curated record.
CAGCAUAGCGCCGCCCCGCGCGGGCCGCCGUUAUAAAGCAGCCGCCGGCGCCGGGCGCCUCACAGCACGCUGCCACGCCGACGCAGACCCCUGUCUGCACGCCGGCCCGCCCGCACCCACCAUGGCCACAGUUCAGCAGCUGGAAGGAAGAUGGCGCCUGGUGGACAGCAAAGGCUUUGAUGAAUACAUGAAGGAGCUAGGAGUGGGAAUAGCUUUGCGAAAAAUGGGGGCAAUGGCCAAGCCAGAUUGUAUCAUCACUUGUGAUGGCAAAAACCUCACCAUAAAAACUGAGAGCACUUUGAAAACAACACAGUUUUCUUGUACCCUGGGAGAGAAGUUUGAAGAAACAACAGCUGAUGGCAGAAAAACUCAGACUGUCUGCAACUUUACAGAUGGUGCAUUGGUUCAGCAUCAGGAGUGGGAUGGGAAGGAAAGCACAAUAACCAGAAAAUUGAAAGAUGGGAAAUUAGUGGUGGAGUGUGUCAUGAACAAUGUCGCCUGUACUCGGAUCUAUGAAAAAGUAGAAUAAAAAUUCCAUCAUCACUUUGGACAGGAGUUAACUAAGAGAAUGACCAAGCUCAGUUCAAUGAGCAAAUCUCCAUACUGUUUCUUUCUUUUUUUUUUUCAUUACUGUGUUCAAUUAUCUUUAUCACAAACAUUUUACAUGCAGCUAUUUCAAAGUGUGUUGGAUUAAUUAGGAUCAUCCCUUUGGUUAAUAAAUAAAUGUGUUUGUGCUAAUA